Cicer arietinum (chickpea) is the source of this 1340-nucleotide messenger RNA. Its product is annotated as diacylglycerol kinase 4-like. Gene Ontology annotation, molecular function: ATP-dependent diacylglycerol kinase activity. Gene Ontology annotation, cellular component: membrane. Gene Ontology annotation, biological process: phospholipase C-activating G protein-coupled receptor signaling pathway. The record is from RefSeq and is a predicted model, not a curated record. Lineage: Eukaryota; Viridiplantae; Streptophyta; Magnoliopsida; Fabales; Fabaceae.
CGAGAAACAACGCAUCAUCUUCUUUGAGUACGAAUAUAGGGUAAAAGGCCAAGGCAGAUCCACCUUUAUUAUAUAUGAAAUGUAAAUCGAAAUAAAUCCUAUUAAACCAAACAAUUCUAUAUCGUUCCCCUUUUUUUAUAUUUUUUCAAUCUUAAUCUCCUCAAAUAUAUGGAAUCAUCACAUUUACGUGUAUAUGUAUGCAUGUUUUAUAAUUACUCAUUUCAAAAAAUCAAAUAAAUCAAUCAAUCAUUUUGUACAUCGUAUACCAUAGAUAACAUUUUAAGAAUCGAUCGGAGGUGUGUGAAACGAUGAACUCGCCGUCAUCAUCAUCGUCAUCCUCGACAAUAGGAGAUGCAAACAAAUUAGCGGUAAGGUCCUCAAUUGUGGAGUCAAUAAGGGGAUGCGGCAUCUCUGGUCAGCGGGUCGAUAAGGAGGAGCUCAGACGGAACCUCACAAUGCCGCAGUACUUACGAUUCGCAAUGCGCGAUUCAGUCAAUUUGCAGGAUGCCACUGUUGGCGAGAGACGUUGCAUUCGUGACGGAGAAUACGAUAGUUCUGUUGCUCCUCUUACACCAAUUAUUGUUUUCAUUAAUCCUCGCAGUGGCGGCCGCCAUGGCCCUGUUCUUAAGGAGAGGCUCCAGGAUCUCAUGAGUGAGGAACAGGUUUUUGAUCUAGUAGAUGUGAAUCCUAAUGAAUUUUUCCAGUAUGGGUUAGGUUGCUUGGAGAAAUUAGCUGGUCAUGGUGAUACUUGUGCCAAAGAAACACGUGAAAGAUUAAGGAUAAUGGUUGCUGGAGGUGAUGGUUCAGUUGGCUGGGUAUUAGGAUGUCUCACACAACUUCACAUACAAGGUCGGGAACCAGUUCCUCCAGUAGGAAUCAUACCACUUGGCACAGGCAAUGACCUGUCUAGGUGUUUUUGUUGGGGUGGUUCAUUUCCAUUUUCAUGGAAAGCGGCUAUUAAGAGAACUCUUCACAAGGCUAGUAUUGGUCCAAUUUGUCGUUUGGAUAGUUGGCGAGUUUCACUUUGUAUGCCAGAGGGAACAAUAGUGGAACCACCUUAUUCUCUAAAGCAGACAGAAGAGUUCAUUCUUGAUGAGGUCCUAGAAGUUGAGGGAGAACUGCCUGAUAAAGUUAUAUGUUAUGAAGGCGUGUUCUACAAUUACUUUAGCAUAGGUACUUCAACUCUCUAUAUUGGUAGUGUCAUAUAUUGCUUGAGUGUUGUUAUUGAUUCAUAUAUGGUUAUUUAAGAAAGUAAAUUUGGACUACUUAUGCAUGUUAUCUGUAUUUUUCAUUUACUAAAAUUUCCUUUUAAGCCUAUAUUUGUCAAAAGAAAUGGCUUU